This is a messenger RNA of Suillus plorans, 1154 nucleotides long. RefSeq lists its product as uncharacterized. Bases 231 to 1154 code for a protein of 307 amino acids. Lineage: Eukaryota; Fungi; Basidiomycota; Agaricomycetes; Boletales; Suillaceae. The transcript has 2 exons. The record is from RefSeq and is a predicted model, not a curated record.
CGUCACGUCAAGGAGGCUCUCAUUGCCAAGCACCGCGUUGAUCUUUAAGAAUUGCUCUCAUUUACAAUCGCAUGGGAGGAACGAGCACGUGCUGAGAACGAAGUCUAUGCCAUUUUGAGUACAGAAAGCACACGCCUUCUUGUUCCUCCUCUUCGACGAUAGUACCUACAGCUAUUGCUACUAUCUGCUAUUCUCUGCUUCGUUACAAUUGAAUCUGCCUCUUUGAAACAAUGGACAGACUUCACUCGGAUCCCAGCUUUCUAAUCUGUCCGGACUUCAUGAUAGAACGGUACCGAAUUAGCCGCACAAGUAUGGUCACCGCCAAUGUGACAGAAGCUCAAGCAGCAGAUACGCUACGCAACAUCUGGACGACUACUAACGAAGCUCUCUGUGUCCAAUGGGUCGAGCAGGUAGCAGAAGACGCUCGGUUAGCAGAGGAAGAGAAGCGUGUAGCAAAGGAAGAAGCGGAACGUCUUCAAGUCGCUCAUCAGCUGGAAGAAGACAUGCUGAAAGCGGACGAGAAGAAAAAGAACCGGAUCAAGCAUCUAGAGAUUCCGAUGAGACCCAGACCCUUCACCAACGAUGAAGAGGCUUUAGUGUCAGAAUUUGCUCUGCGAAAAUUGGACAAAGGUCAUUAUGUCGAACUAUACUACUGGACCAACGACGGUCUCGACGAUGCAGUAACCAACUAUCGCACCCGCGACGACGAUAGCAUGGUUCCUACCACCGGAGAAGAUGGCUCCACGGUCUGGAUAAGCUCUGCAGCGUCCAAACCCUCCGCAGGAGUUAUUGCUGAUUGUGAUCUAACUCCAGCAGACUUCGCUCAAGCCAUCCCGCGCAUAGUUAACGCUCUUGAAGAACGAGACUGGGCUCCCCAACGAGUGGUGAUGCUCACUAGAUUCUGGGGAGCCAUCAUGCUGCAUCGAUACUGGAACUCCAGAGAUUUGCUAGCACAAAGAACCAUUCUACUGUUCCAGGAAGAACAACGUCGUGCGUGGCACCAUGCGAUACCUUCAGCAAAAGGAGCGUGGAACAUAUCCAUAAUUGAUGAACAAGCUUUGUCCCGCACCUUCGAUCGCAUGUAUCGUGCUUCGCUCUUCCGCCCAGACGUAACGAACCCAGAUACUCAGGUGCGUAAAUCUAUGAUUUGGUAG